Molecule: messenger RNA, 1464 nt
Organism: Colletotrichum orchidophilum
Lineage: Eukaryota; Fungi; Ascomycota; Sordariomycetes; Glomerellales; Glomerellaceae
Exons: 5
Coding region: 1-1464 (487 amino acids)
Cellular component (GO): Cul4-RING E3 ubiquitin ligase complex
Molecular function (GO): protein binding
Source: RefSeq, a predicted model, not a curated record
AUGGCACCUCAGCCGCGGAUGCAAAUCCCCGGGCAUUACUACGAUGAGGCAAAGGGUAAAUAUUUCAAAAUCGAAAAGGGCGCCUCGGCACCGCAAACCGCCGCUUGGUCCGCCGACAAUGUCAAGCGCCGGAAGCUCCAGCACCGUGAGGCCGAGGCCGUCGCCACCCGUCAGGAGCGGCUGAAGCGGCACAUUGUCCGCUCAGCCGCGUUGCGGCACCCUCUCCUCGGCGGGAUCUUGGACGUCGAGCUCGGCAUGCGUCGUGAGAGGAGGCUGCGUGCUGAUGGCGGGUUCGGCGUUGAGGACGUCCCUGCCGUGGCGUGGGCCAAGGGGCUCGUCGACAAGGGCGAGGUGCCGUUCGUGCCCAGCUUUGCGAGGCAGAGUUUUCCAAAUAUUCCGUGUUUUUAUGUUGGCGGCGAUGAUGAAAAGACGGGGCUCGGGGUUGCGUAUGCGACUUUGGAUGAGGAGACGUUGAUAGGUUCUUACAUUCCCAUGGAUGACAACGACAGAAUAUCCUUCAGCACUGAUGCCUCGAGCCGUCCUGAACGUCGCCUAUCCCACCGCCACGAAAUGAUAGGCUGUCCCCAGAUCUCAUCUAUUAACUAUCACCCACACUCACAUCGUAUAAUCGUCACAUCCCGCGAACCAAGUAACACAUGUGACAUCUACCUCUUCUCUCCUCCAAAAUCCGCUCCUGACGAUGACAGACCUCUCUGGUUGCUCGACAGAGCGAACAAUCUCCGUCACAUUUCCUUCAACACAGGCCGCCACGAAGGCGUCGUCAACCAGACGACGCCCGCACCGCCCUCUUCCUCCUCCCUGACUUGCAUCAUCGGCACAUCCUACGGCCUUCUCAAACUCACAUCCGACGAGCGCAUCCACUGGCUCGGCCCGCCACGCCCGCGCCCCGGCCCUGCCGAGGGCGACUUCUUUGACCAGACCUUUCUGCCCUCUAACCCCAACGUCCUCCUCGCCGGCGGCCGCAACCGCGACGUCAGGAUGAUUGAUCUGCGCGUCAAGUGGUCCGAGUGGGACAACAUCCCCGUCGGGCCCGCUGCGCACCUGAGGGCCGUCAACCCGCACCAGUUCCUCGCCGCGGGGCCCCGGUCGAGGAUGGCGCUCUACGACAUUCGGUACCGCAAGAAAAAGCCAAACGGCGCGCGGCCGGUCGUGGAGUUUCCGGGGUACCGGAACAAGGCGCACAUGCACUUUGGGUGGGACGUUGACGCGGCCUCGGGCGUCGUCGCCGCCGCUCACGACGACGGCGGCGUAGGCAUGUACUCGCUGCUCUCCGGGCGGAGGCUGCGGUGUGCCGCGGUGGAUGCCGUCGGGGCGAGGACGCCGGUCAAGAGUUUGCAGUUUCGGAGGAUGCCUGGGCGGAGACACGCGAGUUUGUUUGCUGGUGUUGGGCCGAAUCUGAAGAUGUUUUCGAUUGGGGCUGUAGGGGCGGAUGAUGAAUGUUGA